AUGGCUACCCUCCAUGAUGCCCUUCAAUGUCUCAAGCCAACAUCCUGGGACGUAGUCCCCCAAACGCCCGACGAACUGCGAGAAUAUGUGCGCGAUAUGUUCAAGAAUAGUCGUCUAGUCGCCGAAUCUCUUCCAGACCCACCACCUCUUGAAGGUGGAACUGGAACCGGAGAUCUCUCUUCUACUACACAUUCCGCCCGCGUCGUGCCGUCGGCCGCACGAGUCGAGGAGACAGAUCCGGAGAUUACCGCUCUGCAGAAUCAAUGGGGUAAACCGUUAAAGAUGGGCGGGCCAAAGGACAACCCUCUCGGCGUGACUGUGUGGAAACUAUCCGCGAACGAUGGGGGCGAGAAAAUGUCGUCGGAAUAUGAUGAAACGCUGAAGCUCAACCGCAAGAAGAUUGAAAAGGGCCAAACGCCUGAUGAAUGUAUUCGCGGAAUCGGGGCUGAGGAGAAGGUCGAAUCAAUUGAGGUUAAGGAUGAUGAUGGAUCUGUCCUCGGCCAGGUAAUGGUCUAUCAUGUAUCGGCUCAAUUUCCCAAACCUACUGCCCCGCGAGACUUUGUGGCUUUGAUCAUUACUUCAGAAGCUGGUUUGCGAGUUGGUGGGACUAAACAGCUGGGCCGGAGUUGGAUGAUGAUUUCCAAGCCAGUUGACCACCCUGAUGUGCCGCAUAAGAACGGAUAUACCAGAGGCGAGUACGAAUCCGUGGAACUCAUUCGUGAGAUUCCACGAAAGAGCAACGAUUCCAGUUCGAUCAGCAAUGGAGAUGCUAAGAAGUCGGACAAGGAUGCGCUGGAGAAUGACGAGGACGAACCGAACCCCGUCGAAUGGAUUAUGGUCACUCGAAGUGAUCCGGGUGGCAGCAUCCCCCGAUGGAUGGUGGAUAAGGGCACGCCUAGGAGUGUCGGUGCCGACGCUGCCAAAUUCGUUGACUGGGCAAGCAAAGAUGAAAGCCCCGGGAAAAAGUCGUCUGAUAAUUCUAGUCAGAAAUCCCAAGAUGCUACCAAGUCUGAUGCCGAUAGUGUCAAUUCCGAUGACUAUCACUCAUACUCAGAGUCAGACUCGGAAUCAGAAUUCACUGACACCGACGCCCAAUCUCACCACGGCCUAAUCGCAAGUGUCACUGGCUUGCUCAACACUGGUAUUGAACGGUUUGCGCCCCAAUCAGUGCCAGAAGCGAGUACCAAUGAAGCGCCAACAUCGCAUCCAAGACAAUCCAUCUCUACCGGCGGUACCGGAUCAACGAAGACUCGCGAGCCAGAUCAAGGCUCUUUGUCAUCAGUCCAGUCCGAAGGAAAUAUACCAGGGCUCGAGCAUAACAAUCUACCCCCAGCCGAACUCAUAAAAAUGACCAAAGCCGGCAAAUUAAGUCACCACGAGAAAGAACUCGCAAAGCUCGCCCUACGUAAACGUGAAAUUGACGCAAAGCUCGACACCAUCCGCUCGAAACUAGACAAACUCCAACUUUCCUCGCAAAGCAAUCCCUCCCUACCCUUGAAGGGUGCCUUCGAUCUUGCAGAUAGCAGUGAUCAGAGCGGUAUGCUUAAAAAGCCAUCAGAGAAGCGCUCCUCAACACCGGCUAGCUCCGCAACACAGAAAAGUCAGCAAGCGAGUAGCAGUGACGGGCAGUCAUCUUCGCAGACCAAGACGCCACAAAAUUCAGAGCCAGCGGUCCCUGCGCAUAAGGCUGCGUCGCAGCUUUUCAGCGAGGAAGCUAAGCUGCUCAAACAGCUGCGCAAGGUUGAGGGGAGUCAAUUGAAGGUUGCGUCUAAGAUUGAGGAGAGGCGGAAAAAGGAAACCGAGAAGUCGAAGUCGAAGUCUGAGGAAAGACUGAAAAAGGAAGCGGGUCGGGAAGAGAAGUCCAAGUCCAAAUCUGAAGAGAAGCAGAAGAAGGAGACCGAAAAGUCUAGCUCUAAGUCCGACGAAAAAUUGAAGAAGGAAGCGGAACGAGAGGAGAAAUCAAAGUAUAAAGCUCAGGCGGAGAGUCUUAAAACUGAGGUUAAGGACCUGAAGAAGGAAAUUUCUAAAUUGCGGGACGACAGGCAGAAAUGGAUUGAUUUGGUUGCUUCGUUGCAGGCGGAGAAUACGAAGUUGGCCGCAGCGUCUGGUCAUGACUGA
This is a messenger RNA of Penicillium waksmanii, 2118 nucleotides long. RefSeq lists its product as uncharacterized. Lineage: Eukaryota; Fungi; Ascomycota; Eurotiomycetes; Eurotiales; Aspergillaceae. The record is from RefSeq and is a predicted model, not a curated record. Bases 1 to 2118 code for a protein of 705 amino acids. The transcript has 3 exons.